AUGGGCCUGGAGCUGGUUUCGAAGAAGAGUUGGAAGUCACACUUGCAACACACUUGCAUCCCGGCAUCUGCUCGGAAUUGGAUAUGGCGGCUCUUCUUCAUUGCCCCGCCGCUCGCAGUCUUCUUGAUGUCGUUUCCAUUCACAAUCAUGCGGGUGCAGGGCGCUUCUAUGGCCCCCUUUUUCAAUAUCAACUCUGCUCCCGACCUCCCACCAACAGCACCAGAUAUCAUUCUCGUGAAAAAGAUCAAAGGCAUUAAAGCCUUGUCAAAUUUGACGGGGUAUCGGCUUGACCGACUGAGACUUGAGAGGGGCCAGAUCGUUGUCUUUUACGCGCCUCACGACCCCACGAAGUUAGCCGUCAAGCGAGUCAUCGGCAUCCCUGGAGACAGAAUCAAACCUCUCCCCGGAUACCCCGGUGGCGACGACCCUGUCAUAAUACCGUACAAUCACGUCUGGGUUGAAGGUGACGCAAACAGCAGGGAAAGAUCCAUGGACUCAAAUUACUUUGGUCCCAUAAGUCAGAACAUGGUGUUUGGAUUGGUCAUCGCAGUCCUCACACCAUGGACCUCCCCAGUCGCUGUGAACUGGGACGAACACGAUUACCCAGCCAAAACUAGUGGGAGGCUGGAAAAGGAUGUUGUCCAGCAGGCCAAGUUGGAUCCGGAUGAGGAGGCUUCUCAAAAGGAUAAUCCUUUUGCGGAUGGACGAGCUGCGAUUGAAUUGGCCAUGAUGCGAAAGAACCGAGACCAGCUGGUUACAAUGAUGAGAGACCGGUCAAAAUUCAACCGGUUGAAGGGCAUAUACGAGCGAGCACAGACGGAGCUACGCAGGGGUAACAAGGAGUCGAGAGAGGUCGCGAGCGAGUUGGUCGAGGAGUUGCAGGUUCUCUUUGAGAGUGUGGGCUUAAACAAGGAUGGAAGCCCGAUCCCUCCGGCAAUGGGGAGCUUGGGGCAGGGCGGAGAAAAUGAGCAGCAGGAUUUGGAAAGACAGAAAAGAUUGAAGGUUUACCUGGCAAGGCAACACCAGCAUUCGAACGAAGGCAUCGAAUCUUAG
Molecule: messenger RNA, 1053 nt
Organism: Cladophialophora bantiana CBS 173.52
Lineage: Eukaryota; Fungi; Ascomycota; Eurotiomycetes; Chaetothyriales; Herpotrichiellaceae
Product: signal peptidase I
Exons: 1
Coding region: 1-1053 (350 amino acids)
Biological process (GO): mitochondrial respiratory chain complex assembly
Cellular component (GO): membrane; mitochondrial inner membrane peptidase complex
Molecular function (GO): serine-type endopeptidase activity
Source: RefSeq, a predicted model, not a curated record